Messenger RNA from Phoenix dactylifera (date palm), 6818 nucleotides. NCBI's taxonomy places the organism in Eukaryota, Viridiplantae, Streptophyta, Magnoliopsida, Arecales, Arecaceae. The record is from RefSeq and is a predicted model, not a curated record.
UUUUUCAUAUGCCUACGCGGCUACAACUGAAACGAUCUAAUUGGCUGGCACGGGCAACCCAUGAAGAAAUUGGGCCAGCCAGUCCACCUUCCAAUCCAAGUAUCACUUGGGGAAAAAAAGGCAGCAGUCUCAUUUAAUCCAUUAUAAACAUCAACAAAUGUCUUGUGAUCCGUCAGCUCUCUCCAGAAGUCAGAAAGUUUAUCCGAGAGCAGCUACAAAAGACCCGUGUGGGAGAGACCACUUUUGGCCUACCUCGAUGGAUACGUCUACUCCUCUUAUCCCUUAUCCGGCAACGCUCAGGUACGCUCUUUUCUUUUUUUUUGGACUCUCAUAUCUGCCAUGCACACUUUUUAUCCAUCGAAAGGUAGCCAAUCCGGCAUAGUAGCCCGCAUGGUGUUUGUUGUUUUGGGUCUUUGGGAUCUUAUUCCGGUGACGUGCUUCCUAAAAGUAGUAUCUUACCCACACUAGGCAGGUUGCAUGACUUUGUAAUAGUCAUGGUUGGCAUGGCAGUCAUCUCUUUCAACCAUAUACUGAUGUAAAAUUGCAAUGGUGCUAUGAACUGCCAACAGAAAUGGAUUCAUAAAGAGAAAGUUAGCUGAUUUUUGUUUAGUAAUGCCUCAUUUCGUUUUUCAUAUCUUGAAUCAGUCUUAAUAUUUUAGUAUUUGUAUGGAGUCCCUAUUUAGUUUGAACACCAUGUUUUUUUUUUUCUUUUUAAGGAAUUUUGAACACCAUGUUGUAUUCUUAGCUGUAAAGAACUUAGAACUGGCCCGAUAUUUUUCAUGAAGUAGUGUUGCAUCAACUGUGAAUGCUGCUGGUCAUGAAAGGCCUUGUUUGUCCGUAUGAGUUUCAGAAAAAGAGUUUGCAGCUCUCCUUGUAAUGUUUACCUGCAUUAGUCCUUGAUAGGAGAUAGCUUUGUCAUAUGUGAGAUUAAUGAAGUUAUUUAUAGUUGAAUUGGAGCACAACUGUAUUUCUUUUUUUUCUACACUACUAACAUACAAUGAUCUACUCUGCUUCAUUUUAGUCACAAUAUCCAAAAUUUGUGCAAACUUAUGGAGAAAUGGUAGAAGUUUCUAUGCUCUUUGACCACCUUUCAACUCACGUUUUGCAUGAUCGUAUAGUUUAUAUCUUGUAAUGAACCUCUGUUUUAGCUUUAAAUUAGUUUAGUUCGAUGACUUUGACUAAGUAAGUGUUGUUCAAUCUCAAAAGAGGUCAAGGAACCUAAUUGUUAUUCUCAUUUGUUUUCGGUGGUGGUUCCUCUUGUGGCGAGUAGUGCCCGCUUAUCCAAUAGCCAAAACUUCUAGAAUAGAACAUUGGGUAAGAAAAAUGAAGGCAAGGAAUUAUGGCAUGUCUCCAUCUCUUUUUCCACCUCCCCACCCAGAAAUUAAUCUAGUCAUUUGCUUUUGGGUGGGUUGGGUGGGCAUCUUCCUUUGGCACCAUGAGCACACCCUUAUCCAUUACAGAUUCCCUCUUACUAGGCUCACUGUCAAAGUGGUUGUACAAGGCCUGGCAUUUCUUGGGCUUUCACUAGCCCAAAUGCUCCUCUGUGUGCAAGAUUCCACCCACUCACUUGUGAUCAUCAUGAGGGCACCACUAUAGUCUUAUUGCACAACCAAACUUCCAUGGCUCUACUUUUUUCCUGUUUUUUAUGGUAGGUGCCAGCUUCGUAUGAAAGAGUUUUGAUAUGGAAGUGGAAGAAACAAAUUUUAACCAUACCUUUCGAAAAUGCUAUUUCGAUAAAUGCGUUAUCAGGAUUGAGGAAACUAUCAAUCAAGAUGGUUGAAUAUAUGAAUGAUAACAAGCAACACCAAAUUAUGAUGAUAACCUUAGCCUUCAAGCCUGUAAACUUUUGACGUCGUGCCUAUACUAUUUAUCCGGGUUAGUGGAUUAUGAAUUCUAAUCCUCCAAUCAUUACAUCACGAAAACCAUUAGCAUCAACUUAAUAUUGUUUCGCAUUAACGUAUCUGUUCCAAAUUUCUUGUAGUAACUUGUCGCUUUUAAUUUGUUGGAGACAUCAUUGCUUCUCAUUUGCUGUUAGCGUCAUGCAUCACUUUGCACCCAUUUCCCCAAAACAUUAGCCAUGAUUCUCCCUAUUCAUGGAACAUAAAUAGGAUCUUGGGACCCACUGAAUUAUUGUUCCCCAUAUAGAAUGCAUGCUGUCCUUUAAGCAUAUAUCCCUACAGUUUAUGAGCUGAUGUGCAGAGUGAAAUUAUCUAUCAAAGUUUAAGUACAGUCUUCUAAUUGUUAUUUGAGUCUCGAUUGCUAUCGUGAAGAAAUCAAUGUACAACACAAAAUCUAACCUCUCUUUUAAUUAGGACGAUCAUUAGGUCUCAGUAUUCUCCACAAUAUAAAACUUGCAAAGCUCUUUCCUUCUCCAAGAAGAGAUUUCUUUCUGAAAGCCAUGGGCCCUUGGAUAAUCCUUCCUGGAAUGAGUAGAUGCUUCAUCUACUUGGGCUUCCGGUGUUUUGGGGAAUGAAACUGCCACUCUGUGACCUCUUAUUGAAUAGCUACAUUAUUUGUCCUGAUGUUCAUAGUUGCAAGGUAAGAUUUAUAUUUGUUUUGAGGGGAAAAUGGCAGAUCCCAAUCAAAUGCAAAAGGCCCACCUCAAGUCUCUGAUGGCUGUAAAAUUCUUGGCCUUCAGCUGUCUUUACUUGGAACACAACAGAUUUCUCAUAAACUGGUCUGAUGAAGAGGCUUUUCUUUUAUUUUAUUUCAAAUUCUGUUAUGAUUUGUGCUUAUACUGAAUGUGUAAUAUCUCGUGUCAACUCAAAUACAAAAUUUAUACGACAAAAUGAGACAUAAGCUAGUAUGCAAGUGCACAAAAUAUCAUCUGUUAAGAACUAGAAGAUGUCUCUGAAACAUCACAAAUACUCACCUACAAAAAUUUCAGCUUGUUUCAGAACACUGCAGAUUUUAUUUGUAUCGUUGACACCACUGAAGACGUUACGAUAUACUGUCAUAGAUUAAGAUUGUGCCAUACACUUUUUCAACCCUGUCUCAACAAAAUCAAGACCAAGAAUCGUAAUGUUCUUAACACAUCUACCGACAAACCUAAUUAUCAUGAUAGGAUCGGCUACGCCUUUCAGGGAGAUGAGCUUGAUGAUCAUUCGAAAUCUAUACUUAUCAAGACUUGGAUAUUUACCGAAUUAGCUGAGCAUAUAGAGAUCGACUACAGCUUCGUUCGAAGUUCAGGAAAUACCAAGCUCACAUUUUACUCUUCUUUUUUUUCUUUCUUCAAAUUAUCAAGGACCUAUGGAUUCAUGGAAAUCUCACUCUUCUUGACACACUCUCUUGAUGUUCUUUAAUGGUUAAAUGUGAAGAAGUGCGAGUCAACCACACAUGCGGAGCCCAGCUCAUUUAACUCCCCCAGACCCCCAAUAACACGUGCGAACCAGGCGUCACCCGGAUGUUGACACGAAUUUAGAGGGACACCAACUAUCAGCAAGCAUAAACCUAAAAGCGGCUUUUUGGUUGGAAGACAUGCACAUCUUCUUCUCAUGCAAGCACCUUUAUAUCAUUGCGUGUUUACUGCCACUCCAAGGCCAUGAUUCUCCAGCCAUCACAUAUUUAUAUACCUGAGUCUUCUCAUCCCCUCCCAUGAGACCACCAACCAGUAACAACAACAGCAACAACAAUCCCACCAUGAGUCUGUUCUCGCUUCUCCUCAGCCUCUCCUUCCUCCCUCUCGCACUCUCCCUCCGAGCCGCCACCCUUCGGACUCAAUCCAACUUCCUCUCUCUUAUGAAAGACUCCCUCUCGGGGCCCUCCAUGGCUAGUUGGGACAUCGCCGGCGCCGUCGGCGGCAGUCCCUACUGCAACUUCUCGGGAAUCUCCUGCGACGACCAUGGAUAUGUCGUGGAGAUCGACCUGUCCUCAUGGAAACUCGUAGGUGACUUCCCAUCUGGAGUGUGUUCUUCCCUCCCCAUGCUCCGUGCCCUCUGGUUGGCCGAUAACGACAUCCGCAAUGGCUUCCCCAAGGACCUCCUCAACUGCUCCUCCUUGGCGGAGCUCAACUUCAGCCACUCCGGCCUCACCGGCACCGUCCCGGACAUAUCCCAGCUCCAAUCCCUCCGCUUGAUCGAUCUCUCCAACAACUUCUUCACCGGUGAAUUCCCAACAUCCAUCAUCAACCUCACCAACCUCGAGGUGAUCGACCUCAAUCAGAACCCGGGCUUCGAUCCGUGGAAGCUGCCGGAGACGAUCACCCAGCUGAAAAAGCUCCGGGUUCUGAUCCUCUCGACAACCUCCAUGGGAGGAGAAAUCCCACCUUGUAUCGGGAACAUGACGUCGCUUGCAGACCUUGAAUUGAGUGGGAAUAGGCUUGCCGGCCGAAUUCCGGCGACAAUCGGGAAGCUUCAGAGCUUGCGAUCGUUGGAGCUUUAUUAUAACCAUCUGAGUGGAGAAAUCCCUGAUGAACUUGGGAACCUCACAAAAUUAGUUGACCUGGACAUGUCGGACAAUCAUUUAACCGGCGGGAUACCGGAAAAGCUCGGCGCCAUAUCAGGCCUUGAGGUGCUGCAGCUCUACACCAACAGGCUCACCGGAGGAGUUCCUCGUGUGCUCGGGAAUUCCACGGCGCUGAGCCUCCUAUCCAUCUAUGGUAAUUUCCUCACCGGGGAGCUGCCACCGGACCUUGGCCGGCACUCCAAAUUGAUCCUCUUGGAGGUGGCCGAUAACCAGCUCUCCGGUCAGCUGCCACGAGAUGCUUGUGCUGCUGGUGAGCUGCUCUAUCUUCUAGUAUUGAACAACCACUUCAGUGGGGAAUUGCCAGAGACCUAUGCACAAUGCAAGUCUCUGAUCCGGUUCCGAGUUGCCAACAACCAGUUGAAUGGCUCCAUCCCUGAAGAGCUCUUCGGCCUUCCUCAUGCGGCGAUCAUCGAUCUGGGCUUUAACCGUUUCGAAGGUACGAUCGCGAAAACCAUAGGGAAUGCGAAGAAUUUAUCGGCAUUGUUUCUCUCACACAAUCUGAUUUCUGGUGCUCUGCCACCUGAAAUCUCAUGGGAUACAAAUCUAGUGAAGAUAGAUCUCAGCCACAACCUCCUAUCUGGUCCAAUUCCCCCUGAAAUAGCCAAUCUGUAUAAGCUAAACCAGUUGUCAUUGCAGGAAAACAAGCUAGACUCAUCCAUUCCAGUAUCUCUCUCCUUACUCAAGUCUCUCAAUGUUCUCAACCUCUCCAAUAACUAUUUGACUGGGGAGAUCCCUCAGAGCCUCUGUAACUUGCUUCCCAAUUCACUAGACUUCUCGAACAAUCGGCUUUCGGGGCCGGUCCCCCUGCCUCUGAUCAAAGAAGGCCUAAUAGAAAGUGUGUAUGGCAAUCCAGAGCUCUGCGUUCCUUUCCACCCUGACCUGACGAAACCGACCCUUCCUCUCUGUCCGAAACCCAGCAUUAGAAGGGGGCUCAACGAUGUCUGGGUCAUCGGAGUCUCUCUCAUGCUCAUGAUCCUUGCAGUUCUCUUGUUCUUGAAGCGUUGGCUCAGUAGGAAGAAUGCUGUGAUCGAACAAGAUGGCCUUUCGUCUUCUCCAUCCUCCUUGUAUGAUGUCACAAGCUUCCACAAGCUAAGCUUCGAUCAGCAUGAGAUCGUGGAGGCCUUGACGGACAGGAAUAUAGUGGGUCAUGGGGGUUCAGGGACUGUGUACAAGAUUGCUCUGAGCAAUGGUGAAAUGGUUGCGGUGAAGAAACUCUGGAGCAGGACGAUGAAGAACCCGCCACCCUAUCAAUCGUACCUUGACAAAGAGCUCAAGACUGAGGUUGAGACAUUAGGGAGCAUCCGGCACAAGAACAUCGUAAAGCUCUAUUGCUGCUUCUCGAGCAUGGACUGCAAGCUCCUGGUCUACGAGUACAUGCCAAAUGGAAAUCUUUGGGAUGCUCUUCACAGCGGCGGGAGCUUUUUGGAUUGGCCUACCAGGCACAGGAUUGCGUCCGGCGUAGCUCAGGGAUUGGCUUAUCUGCACCAUGAUCUCUUGUUUCCAAUUGUUCACCGAGAUAUCAAGACUUCCAACAUACUCCUCGAUGAAGAUUUCGAGCCAAAGGUGGCCGACUUUGGCGUCGCAAAGGUCUUACAAGCAAGAGGAGAUCAUGAGUCGUCAGCUACAGUCAUUACAGGCACAUAUGGUUAUCUAGCCCCGGAGUAUGCUUAUUCCACCAAAGCCACCACCAAAUGCGAUGUCUAUAGCUUCGGCGUGGUGCUGAUGGAGCUGGUGACCGGAAAGAAGCCGAACGAGCCCGAGUUCGGGGAGAACCAGGAUAUCAUCCAUUGGGUCUCGAGCAAGAUGGGAACCAAAGAAAGGGCAAUGGAUGCCAUAGACAAGCAGUUGUCAUGGAGCCCCUUCAAGGAGGAGAUGAUCCAGGUACUGCGGAUUGCUCUUCGAUGCACUCUCCGCACCCCGGCCCUCCGGCCAUCCAUGAAUGAGGUUGUUCAGCUCUUGUUGGAGGUUGACCCUAGCAAGUUCGACGUAGCAGGAUCAUUCAAGUUCAAGCAUCUGGCGAGCCUCAAAGGCUAGACAGCCAACCAAGAUAUGACUGAAAGAAGGGGUUUUGAUAGGGUUUAAGUGACUUGGUAGUAGAGUGCCUACACUAUGUUUUAACUAUAAACUCAUAGACUACGAAUAGUUCUCUCUUUUUUUUCUUUUUUUUUGCAAAGAAGAGGAGCAUUUAGAACUGUAAAGGUUCUUGCUCUGCAUCAUAUCAUUGUCUUUAUUUUCUCUUUUGGCGAGGAUUUUGUUGAGUCUAUCAUACACUGCUUUGUACUCACGCAGCAUCUGGUACCUCUGAUGGACCUACAUAUAUACAUCUAUAUACAACGUUCACCUUCUUUUGGUUA